This is a messenger RNA of Eutrema salsugineum, 1350 nucleotides long. RefSeq names its product putative F-box/FBD/LRR-repeat protein At3g49480. NCBI's taxonomy places the organism in Eukaryota, Viridiplantae, Streptophyta, Magnoliopsida, Brassicales, Brassicaceae. The record is from RefSeq and is a predicted model, not a curated record. Gene Ontology annotation, molecular function: protein binding.
AUGGCAGAAGCCGAACGUCCUCAGAAAAUUGAAAAGAGAGUUUGUGAAGACAGAAUCAGUUCGUUGUCUGACGAUUUGCUCAUAUAGAUAUUAUUGCGUGUUCCUACCAAAGAUGCGGUGGCGAUCACGUUUUUGUCUAGACGAUGGCAAUUUGUAUGGAGGAUGUUGCCAAGACUUGACUAUCAAGAAACCAAAAACAGUGACGCAGAAAGCAAGAGCGUUUGGUGGUUACUUGAUCAGUCCAUGCGAUUAUAGGAUGCACCAAUACUAGAACGUUUGUGUAUUAAACUCGGUCCACAAUGUCCUGUUGAUGUUGAUGUUGAUGUUGUAAACUGGGUUGCAAAAGCAGUUGAUCGUCGCAUACGUCGGCUAGUUUUUCAUCUCCUUUGGAAAAGCGAGCCAAUUAGAUUGCCUAAGAGCCUUUACACUUGCAAAACGCUUAAGAUAUUGGCUCUCUCCAAAAAAAUUACCGUGGAUGUUCCGUCUCCGAUCUCUCUCCCAUCACUCGAAGUACUUACUCUUCGCCAUGUUGUGUACAAAGACGAAGAUUCUCAUGUUAGGCUUUUGGCAGGUUGCCCCACUCUCAAGAGUCUAAUGGUGGUUGGGCUAGUUGGUGUAAAUGAUAAUGUUAUAAAUUUCAGUCUGAAAGUGCCUUCUUUACGGAGGUUAGUGUAUAUACAUACGUUUCAAGAAGAUGAAGAUGAUACUGAUAGGUCGUUGGUUAUAGACACCCCGGAAUUAGCGUCUUUAGAGAUCCAAGACUUUAUGGCGCACUCUUGCUCGAUUGAGUAUAUGCCUCGUCUUGCUAAAGCAAUUAUUAAAGUUGAUUUUGACCUCAAUGGCAACUUUCGGAGAUCUCUUUCUUCGAUCAAGCAUCUGACCUUAGUUUUCCACAGUACAAUGGUUCCCUGGUCUAACACUGUUAACUACUCUGGGCUUAUACAGUGUAGUAUAGUUCUGUGUGACACAGACUUGUGUGAAUCACUUGUGGUUUUGCUCUCUCAUUGUCCUAACCUAAAAUUUGCGGUCAACUGUGUACCAGUGGUUGACCAAGACAUUGAAUGGAACCAGCCGAGUUCUGUUCCCAAAUGCUUGUCGUCUAGUCUCGAGAUCUUUGGAUGGAAAGGAUAUGAAGGAAGAGAAAAUGAAAAACAACUCGUAAGAUACAUUUUAGAAAACUCCAAAUGUUUAAAGAAGGCCGGAAUCUCGCCGAACUCAAACUUGAGUGCUGAAGAGACACUGAAGAUGACAGAGGAGUUCAAAUCCAUGCAUAAGGUUUCUGUGUGUCAAUUCUCUAAUCGAAUCUUAUUUAGAGGUAUCUUAUUUAGAGGUUCGUAUUGUGAUUGGUGA